AUGGUAGCAAAGAGGAAAAGAGAAGCCGCCCCCGAUGGCGACCGUGCCGACUCCAAGGCUGCAGCCAAGAAGCCCAAGGCAUCGACACCCGCCGCGCCCGCCAAAACACCACGACCGACGGCGGUAACCAAGCUUGACACCAACAGCCCAGUGACAAUCCAGAUCAUCGCGGGGUCUUACGACCGAGUGCUUCACGGCGUCACGGUGACGGUCAACCCGGCCAUUGUCCCGGCAAAGACUCCCGCCCAAAAGAAGAAGCCGGCCCCGAAAGAAGACGCCCCAAAACAAACCGUCACAUUCGCCGACACCUUCCUCUUCAACGCCCACAACUCCGCCAUCCGCUGCCUCGCGCUCUCCCCGCCGUCCGCCCCAGCCCCCGGCCAAUCGCAAAAGGUCCUCCUCGCGACGGGCAGCACCGAUGAGCGCAUCAACAUCUACAAUCUCUCCGCCCACCCCCCAUCAGCGCGCGCAGCCGACGACCAACAAGCUCUCUCCUCGCUCGCGCCCCGCCCGAUCCUCGAGAACCCCAAGAACCGCGAGCUCGGCACCCUGCUGCACCACGCAGCCAACAUCACGCGUCUCGCGUUCCCCAACCGCUCCAAGCUGCUGUCCGCUGCUGAGGACUCCACCGUGGCUGUGACUCGCUCGCGCGACUGGACGCUGCUGCAUAGUUUCAAGUGUCCUGUGCCGAAAGCGUAUGGCCGGCCGAGCGGGGAUACGGCCGCGCUGGGGACGGCGCCGGCGGGGGUGAAUGAUUUUGCGGUGCAUCCGAGUAAUAAGAUUAUGAUUAGUGUCAGUAAGGGGGAGCGGUGCAUGCGGUUGUGGAAUUUGGAGACGGGGAAGAAGAGCCGGGUGUUGAAUUUUGAGCGGGUGGUGUUGGGGGAGGUGGGUGAGGGUCGGCAUUCCACAGGCGAGGCGAGACGGAUUGUGUGGGGGAGCAGUCGGGAUGGGGAGGAUGAGUUUGCGGUGGCGUUUGAGAGGGAUGUGUUGGUGUUUGGGAUGGAUUGUUUGCCCCGGUGCCGGGUGAUGGGGGAGGAGGUGGGGGUCAAGACGAAGGUGCAUGAGAUUUGCUACGUGCGGGUUGGGCAGAACAAGGACGGCGAACGGGACGACGAGGAAGCCGUGCUGGUGGUAUCGACUGAGGACGGCCGGUUGCUGUUCUUCUCGACGGCCGCGGAGGACCUGGCGGAGCCACCUAAGGAUAAGACGCUGCCGAUCGCGAAGCUGGUGGGCCAGCUGGGCGGGAAGGAAGCUGGCGUCGCGGGGCGCAUCAAGGACUUUAUGGUGCUGCCGGUGGAAGAUGAAGAGGAGGAGAACGGCACACGGUCGUUCUUUAUCGUCACCGCGGGCAGCGAUGGGCGGAUCCGGCUUUGGCAGGUGGGCGCUGGGGAACUGCUGGGCCAAACGAGACCAGGCAAGCAGCACACUCAGGCGGGUGACCUGUUGGGUGUGUACGAGACGCAAAACAGGAUCACAUGUUUGGAAGCGUUUGUGAUGAUAACCCGACCGGCGGGCGCAGAGGAGAGCGAGUACGAGUUUGAGUCGGAUGAGUCGGAGGAUAGAGAUGAGGAGUAG
Messenger RNA from Dichotomopilus funicola, 1575 nucleotides. Its product is annotated as WD40-repeat-containing domain protein. The coding region runs from base 1 to 1575 and encodes 524 amino acids. The record is from RefSeq and is a predicted model, not a curated record. Gene Ontology annotation, molecular function: protein binding. The transcript has a single exon. NCBI's taxonomy places the organism in Eukaryota, Fungi, Ascomycota, Sordariomycetes, Sordariales, Chaetomiaceae.